Molecule: messenger RNA, 2879 nt
Organism: Linum trigynum
Lineage: Eukaryota; Viridiplantae; Streptophyta; Magnoliopsida; Malpighiales; Linaceae
Source: the annotation of a GenBank genome assembly
CCAACCGCCUCUGGACUCGUUUCCGUAUUCAUGUCGGCGGUCACUGAUCGUCCUCCCCAGAAAACCUCGACGGUAAGCCAUCCGGCAACCACAUUGUUCCAUCGUCGUCCCGCUAAAUUUUUUGGUGCCUAGUUAUGUUUUCUUGUAAUAUGCGAAGGGUUUUGCUUGUGCUUGGCUGUUGCUCUCGGAAGUUGGGGACCUUGACGCGCGGAAUUUUUUUGGAGGGAGAAACAGGAAAAUCCUUUUCACCUACUUAGAUUUACUUCCAUAGGGUGAAUUUGUACCUUGCAUCCAGAAGCGCUCUCCUUUCAAGAGCUAGAUUGAAUUUGGCGUUUGUGCAUUCCUGUUUUAACUGAUCGUUACGUGACCAGGUUUUUGUUGAACUGGGCAGUUAGGGUUUGAGGGGUUAUCAGCUAGGUAUUCUGUAAGUGAUUUGGAAGUUUCAGUGCUUUGUUGAAGGUUUAGAUUAUUGUUCAUGAUGUUUGGCAUGCCAAUUUUGUUUUUGUAUUUUGGUUUCUUCUGUGUGUGUGUGUGUGUUUUUUGGGUAUAUUAUAGGGUAGUUUGUCAGUUUUAUGAGACUACAAGAAUUCCGAUAAUGCAUGAAUUACUUUGGUCUGGACGAUUCUCACUGGGAAUUUCAGACUAUUGCAUUUCAAGGUUCCUUUUGCGAUUUAGUUUAAAGUAGGAUGUGGAGUCUGCUGACAGUGCAUUUCAGAUUUUGAUACUGAUUUCGUUCUUUGUUUGAAUUAUUCCUUUUCCUAUAUGAAUCGGUGGAUUUUUGUAUGACAUGAAGGGUCCUUGUCACUUUAAGCUUGAGGAAAGGCAGCUUUGCUUUGGAUAUGUAUGCUGAACUUGCCACAGAAGCACCCAGCAGUAAGAGAAAGCAGAAGAGGAAAAUCUCUUACCAGGUUGACAAGUUGAAAAGAAAAACAUAGAAGGAAAGACAAGAAGAUGAAGGAACGUCCAGUUGAUUUGAUCUCCCAGCUACCUGAUCAUAUUAUCCAUCAAAUCUUAUCUUUCCUGCGUUGCAAGAAAGAUGUAGCACGAACUAGUGUAUUAUCCAGGAGAUGGAAGGACAUCUGGGCUUCGUUCUUAAUUCUUGAUUUUGAUCAGCGCAACUUCCAGAUGAUGUCAUCCCGCAAGGAGACUGGGAGCGCAGAAGCAGAAACCAAGAAGAAAAAAGAGAUCUUUAGGUCUUUCGUGAGUAACACUCUGCAGAGACGUAUCGAGCAAGGAUCUAGCAUACGGAAAAUAUCUUUCCGCUUGACCUCUUUUGAUGGGGACAUGGCUACUGAUAUCAACAAAUGGAUAAAGUCUGCUACUCAGAGCAAUACCCAAGAGUUAGAUCUCCAUUUCCCGAGCAAGAAAAAGUUGUAUACUUUGUCCCAUAAUGUGUUCACUGUCGAGACUCUAACAGCAUUAUGUAUCUCUGGCUGCAAUCUGAAGAAUGUUAAGGUUGUAAACCUACCAAAUUUAAGGAAAUUGUGCCUUGAAAGACUUCAUGUUCGGGAAAAGAUUAUCCAAGAUCUCAGUCAAGACUGCCCUUUACUUGAAGACUUGAGACUAAUACACUGCUCUACUGGAUUUAGAGAUUUGCUGCUUUCGAGUGAUAAGCUUCGUAGAGUUGAUUUGCACCUCUGCCGCCGACUCCAUAAAGUGGAACUAAGAGCUCCGAAUCUCGAAAAGUUCUGGUACCAUCAUCAGAUGUUUUGCCGGCAAGAGCAGGUUGAGCUUGACUUGGCAUCAUGUAGCAUAUUGAAAAGUCUAACGGUAGAGAUUCCAAGCAUGACAGACGAGAUGUUUCAGAGUCUGGUUUCGAAGCUUCCAGUUCUUGAGCAACUGUCUCUCUGUCAAUGCAAUAAGCUGAAGACUAUAACUAUAUCCAGCCACAGACUGAAGAAACUAUCCUUGAGAGAUUGCAAAAAGCUGAAAGAAGCUGAUAUCGACACUCCAAAUCUUGUGUCAUUUGAAUACAAAGGCAAGGAGAUGCCGUUUCUGUCUAUGAACCCUUCUGGUUUGAUAGAAGCAAAUAUAUAUCUUCAGCGAGGGGUUCAGAACCAGACCAGGGUAGGCUUUUGUGACGAGGAAGAUGACAGAGCUCGGUUUGCUAAACUGCAAGAGUUUUUGGGGAAGUUUGAUCAUUCGAAGGGUUUGAAAUUAAUAGUGCAUUCCAAAAAGACUUUCAUGGUGCAUGAAGAUAUGAGCAAAAUCUUGGUGCCUCCUAUUUAUGAUCUCAAGCUUGAGAUUAUCAAACCAUCACUGAGUUUGGAAGAUCUAUUCGAUACUGUUUUGCGAAAGUGGCAUCCAUCAGCAUUGUUCCUUGUAUCACCUGCAAUCACGGAAUUCCCUGAGAAUUUGUAUGAUAAGUUGGUGAACAAGGAGAAGAAGCUGGUCUGCUGCAGAUACAAUGCCGCAAGUAACAAAUGUUGGCGACACUUCUUGAAAGAUGUGAAGGCCGAUAACAUCUCCGACGUCUUGCAUCCAUCUGACUGGGCUACUUGGUUGAAGUCGUGUUCUUCUGAUGUCGGCAAGAUUACAUCCUUUGCAUUGACAUGGGCCAAAGACCAAUCGACGGCUGGUGAUGGUGUAGAAAAUGAAAUUGUCCUCUAGUUUUUGUGCUCAUAUAGUCCAACCUUUCUUAGCAACUUACCCGUUAUCAUGUUGAAAAUUGGUUAGAGCAGCAUGGUUGUUAGAAAAAGUUCAGGAUAACCCUUUUUGGGAAUUAGGUUCUCUAGUGAAUGGAGUUGGAUAUUUGGAUUCAAGAAUUUUCUACACUGUUGGUGCUGUGUUGCUUGUGUUGCACGCAAGAAAGCCCUUUAUCGAUGUAGAUUCUCCCUUAAGCGAUGAAGCUCUGACGAUAAGAAAACAAUUAAAAGAAC